Oryza sativa Japonica Group (Japanese rice) is the source of this 1806-nucleotide messenger RNA. The record is from RefSeq and is a predicted model, not a curated record. NCBI's taxonomy places the organism in Eukaryota, Viridiplantae, Streptophyta, Magnoliopsida, Poales, Poaceae.
GACAAAACCCAAACACCCCCCUAAAUAACUGAAGCAAUCACACACCUUCUCUGCAAAAAUCCCAAUCUACCACCGCACCCAACGAAGCUUAAGACAGUGGAAUAAAGCAGAGAGAGAAAUCAAAGCAAGAAAGAGAGAGAAGAAGCGAGGCAAGAGUCAAGACCAUCUCCCAUGGCCAGUGGUGAUAGUAGUAGUAGUAGUAGUAUAUAAAAGGGGAGCGCGCCACGGCUUGCCAAUCCGCCGCGCUGGUGUGAUGCUGCGAUCGACGCAUCCGCCGCCCAGUAGCCCGAGCAGCAGCAGCAGCGGCGGCGGCGGGGGCGGGGGGUCGUCGGCGUCGUCGAGCUCGGAGAAGACGAUGGUGGGCGGCGGGGGAGGAGGGGGAGGAGGGAGCGGGUCGGCGGCGCCGAGCGGGGCGAAGCUGCUGCAGAUCCUGAACGUGCGGGUGGUGGGGAGCGGCGAGCGGGUGGUGGUGCUGUCGCAUGGCUUCGGGACGGACCAGUCGGCGUGGAGCCGCGUGCUGCCGUACCUCACCCGCGACCACCGCGUCGUGCUCUACGACCUCGUCUGCGCCGGCAGCGUCAACCCGGACCACUUCGACUUCCGCCGCUACGACAACCUCGACGCCUACGUCGACGACCUGCUCGCCAUCCUCGACGCGCUCCGCAUCCCGCGCUGCGCCUUCGUCGGCCACUCCGUCUCCGCCAUGAUCGGCAUCCUCGCCUCCAUCCGACGACCUGACCUCUUCGCCAAGCUUGUCCUCAUCGGCGCCUCUCCCCGGUUCUUGAACGACAGCGACUACCACGGCGGGUUCGAGCUGGAGGAGAUACAGCAGGUGUUCGACGCGAUGGGGGCGAACUACUCGGCGUGGGCGACGGGGUACGCGCCUCUGGCGGUGGGCGCCGACGUGCCGGCGGCGGUGCAGGAGUUCAGCCGCACCCUCUUCAACAUGCGCCCGGACAUCUCCCUCCACGUCUGCCAGACCGUCUUCAAGACCGACCUCCGCGGCGUGCUCGGCAUGGUCCGCGCCCCCUGCGUCGUCGUCCAGACCACCCGCGACGUCUCCGUCCCGGCCUCCGUCGCCGCCUACCUCAAGGCCCACCUCGGCGGCCGCACCACCGUCGAGUUCCUCCAGACCGAGGGUCACCUCCCCCACCUCAGCGCCCCCAGCCUCCUCGCCCAGGUGCUCCGCCGCGCUCUCGCCCGGUACUAAUCCAACGCCCCCCGCACGCCACCGCGGCGCGCCGCGCGUGCGCGUAGCCGCAGCGACGAGUCAAAACGAAGGAGAAAAAAAAAAACCACCGCAGCUGCGGCUACGGUACGUGUGGCCCAGUAGGGGGACACGCAUCCCUCUACUGUUUUUUUUUUUUUACCGCGUCGGAUUUUACUGCAUUUUUACCCUCCUCUUCUCAGGCCUAGAAAAUAUUUCGGCGCGACCUGCCAAGACCGAGAGUGUACUGUAGCAUUAGUGCUCGAUUUUUACCUACCUUACUCUAUUGGAAAAAAAAUUACAUUACUGGAGUGCUUCGUGCAUACAAUUAUUUUUCUUUGUAUUUUUUCACUCGCCGAUUGGUGAUGGUCUGAUUGAUGGACGACGCCGUGGGCCUUCUCACGGCGAGUGUUCGCGACGGCGCACACGGGUUCGUUUGUUUGUUUCUUCUUCCUCCUUGUCCCGGCUUGACGUCUUGUCGUUUCAUUUGUCAAUAUCUAGCCGCAGUAAUUUUUUCUUCGUAGUACUAAUAUGUUCAAUUAAUUUAAAUCGUAUCAUUAUUUGUUAUUAACAAAUAUAUAACGAUAUUUACUUUGUUA